Colletotrichum spaethianum is the source of this 1755-nucleotide messenger RNA. Its product is annotated as cytochrome P450 monooxygenase TRI13. The coding region runs from base 1 to 1755 and encodes 584 amino acids. The record is from RefSeq and is a predicted model, not a curated record. NCBI's taxonomy places the organism in Eukaryota, Fungi, Ascomycota, Sordariomycetes, Glomerellales, Glomerellaceae. The transcript has 2 exons. Gene Ontology annotation, molecular function: oxidoreductase activity, acting on paired donors, with incorporation or reduction of molecular oxygen; heme binding; monooxygenase activity.
AUGGCUGGGUUUUCCCCAAUCGCGGCCAUGGUUGUCAUGGCCGCUAUGGCUUUGCGUUUUGUUUACAUCCGACUGUUGCCGAAGCCUAUUGCUGGGAUACCUCACAACCAAGACUCGGCCACGCGACUCCUGGGAGACGCCCGAUACUUCGAAGAAAUCAUUGAAGCCGGUGACUUCUGGGUCAAAUUCUUGACUGAUCUACUUGCAAGGCACAGAACCCCGAUCGCACAGUUUUUCCCGGGACCAUUUGCAGCCGCUACCGUGGUUAUCGGCGAUUACCGCGAGGCCCGCGACUUAAUGGCAAAGCGAAGCAAGGAACUGGGCAGGGGUUACAGCAACAAUGCUGUGUGGCAUGGCGUUCUUCCCGAGCAUUUCAUUGCUAUGGACGAUUUCCACCCCUCUUUCAAGGACGCUAGGUUCCUAACCAAGGAUCUGAUGACGCCGAGCUUCUUGCAUGAGAUAAUUGAUGUGAACCAGGUAUCUGCGCUAGCUUCCUACAAAGCAGUUAAGAACUUCAUCAAGCUGUGGAAGGUCAAAGCUACCAUGGCUAAGGGGUUGCCUUUUGAUGCAGUCGAAGAUUUGGAAGGGUUUACGUACGACAUCAUGAUGACAGCCGCUUUUGGGAUACCAGAAGAAGAAGGACACACGACAGAACGGCUACGAGCAGUUCAGUCAACAAAGGAUGCGAAUGCUUGUGGAGAUGGACCCUUGCAAGUCGCUGAGUUUCAACCCAUCAUGAAGCCGGCGCUUCUUACAGCCCUCCAUACGUUAAACGCUCAAAUUGCUGGCGCUUUCGACUCAACAAUUCCAAAGUUGUAUUAUUUUAUUAACAAUCUCCGCCCUUCCGUCCGCCACGCGUUCCGGGCUAAGCGGUCAGCUAUUCAGCACCACAUCAACCGCUCAGUCGAAAAACUAGCGCAUAGCGGCUCAAAACAAGAUUUUGCGUCUGCGGUGGAUUACGUCGUCUACCGUGAGAAGUCAGCCGCUGAAAGUGCUGGGCGACGACCUACCUUUGACUCUUUACGGAUGAGCGAUAUGCUAUGGGGAUAUCUGGUCGGCGGGCAAGAUUCAACUCACAGUACAUUGUGCUUUGCUAUGAAAUACCUGGGAGCGAACCAAGAUGCGCAGGCUAAGCUGCGUGAGUUGCUGCGACUUGCCUACCCUACAGCAAACGAACAACAGCGCGAGCCGACCAUCGAAGAGAUCAUCAAGACACAGGUUCCAUUCCUGGAUGCCUUCAUCGAAGAGACCCUCCGCAUGUGUAGCCCGGCUAGUGCCAUCUUGAAGGAGGCUCUGUGCGACAUGACGGUGCUAGGCCAUGUUAUUCCGAAGGGCACUCAGAUCAUGUUCUUGUUAACAGGUCCUACCCUAACUGAGGCAGGUGUGAGCUGGAAGGGUAUGGAACACGACGAGACAUCGCAGAAGGUGCCUAGCGAAGGCAUCAAUGAUUGGUCUCUCAGCCGAUUCCCGCCUCAAGAGUUUCAUGCAGAACGAUGGCUUCAGACCAACGAUGACGGAGAGACCAACUUCAAUAAGAAUGCUGGGCCGUUUAUAAGUUUCAGUAGCGGGCCUAGAGGAUGCUGGGGCAAGAGACUCGCUUACAUGGAGCUCAAACUGAUUAUUACGUUGCUGAUCUGGAACUUAGAGUUUUCACAGCUUCCUGCUGAGUUGGAGGAUAAUGGCCUCGUCGAGGGAAUUUUCACGAAGCCCAAGUCUUGUUUGGUGAAACUCAAGAGCAUCUCGGAUACUGAUUGA